AUGGCGGCGGGGGAGGCUGCAGGUCGCUACCGGAGCACCAUGAGCAAGAGCAAGGACCCCUCGGGGCUGCUCAUCUCUGUGAUCAGGACCUUAUCUACCAGUGAUGAUGUUGAAGAUCGAGAGACUGAGAAGGGCCGUCUGGAAGAAGCUUAUGAGAAGUGUGACCGGGAUUUGGAUGAGCUCAUUGUCCAGCACUACACCGAGCUCACCACUGCCAUCCGCACCUACCAGAGCAUCACUGAGCGCAUCACCAACUCACGCAACAAGAUCAAACAGGUGAAGGAGAAUCUGCUGUCAUGCAAGAUGCUGCUGCACUGCAAGCGGGAUGAGCUGCGCAAGCUGUGGAUUGAAGGGAUUGAGCACAAGCAUGUCCUGAACUUGCUGGAUGAGAUAGAGAACAUCAAGCAAGUGCCUCAGAAGCUGGAGCAGUGCAUGGCCAGUAAGCACUACCUCAAUGCAACGGACAUGCUGGUGUCAGCAGUGGACUCCUUGGAGGGUCCCCUUCUUCAGGUGGAGGGACUGAGUGAUCUGCGUCUGGAGCUCCAUAGCAAGAAGAUGAACAUGCACCUGGUGCUGAUAGAUGAGCUACACCGUCAUCUUUACAUCAAGUCAACUAACCGAGUAGGACAACGCAGCAAGGAGAAAGGGAGAAUAAGUUCGCUUGUGAAGGACGCCUCUCCCGUACCUCUUAUGGAUGUUACUAACUUAUCUACACCUCGGAAAUUCCUUGAGGCUUCUCAGUUCAGUACUCCUGGAAGCUCCAGUAUGCGAGAAACAAGCCUUCUGGAAAUUAAGGAAGAUACAGAGCUGGAUCCAGAGGAGAAUAGCAAUGUCUUCAUGGGCAUACUCAUUAAAGGGCUGGCCAAGCUGAAAAAAAUCCCUGAGACUGUGAAAGCCAUUCAGGAUCGCCUAGAACAGGAGCUCAAGCAGAUUGUUAAGAGGUCCACAACCCAGGUGGCAGACAAUGGUUACCAGAGAGGAGAGAAUCUUUCCCAGGAAAAUCAACCUAGAUUGCUGCUGGAACUACUGGAGCUUCUCUUUGACAAGUUCAAUGCCGUGGCUGCUGCACAUGCUGUUGUCCUUGGACACCUUCAGCAGACAGUGGCCUCUCCUUGCAGCCAAUAUGAUGGCGAUAUCAAGCUCUACGACAUGGUUGAUGUGUGGGUAAAGAUCCAAGACGUACUGCAGAUGCUGCUGACAGAGUACCUGGACAUGAAGAACACCCGCACUGCCUCAGAGCCCUCCACCCAGCUUAGCUACGCUAGCUCUGGCAGAGAAUUUGCAGCCUUCUUUGCAAAGAAGAAACCACAAAGACCUAAAAAUCCCUUGUUCAAGUUUGAGUCCUCCUCCCAUGCUAUUAGCAUGAGCGCCUAUUUGCGUGAGCAGAGAAGGGAGCUGUACAGCAGAAGUGGAGAACUUCAAGGAGGACCAGAUGAUAACUUAAUUGAAGGUGGCGGAUCCAAAUUUGUCUGCAAACCAGGAGCCAGGAACAUUACCAUCAUCUUUCAUCCUCUCCUCAGAUUUAUCCAGGAGAUAGAGCAUGCCAUGGAGCUUGGCCCAACCAAGCAGUGUCCUCUCCGUGAGUUCCUCACCAUGUACAUCAAGAACAUCUUCCUCAAUCAGGUUCUGGCUGAGAUCAAUAAGGAGAUUGAAGGCGUCACGAAGGCAUCGGAUCCCCUGAAAAUACUGGCUAAUGCGGAUACCAUGAAGAUCCUAGGUGUGCAGCGACCUCUUCUGCAGAGUGCAGUAAUUGUGGAGAAGACUGUUCAAGACCUGAUGAACCUGAUGCACGACUUGAGUGCCUAUUCAGAUCAGUUCCUCAACAUGGUGUGUGUGAAACUCCAGGAGUACAAGGACACCUGCACCCUUGCCUACAGGAGCAUCGUGCAGUCAGAUGAGAAGCUGGUGAUCAGUGCAUCCUGGGCUAAAGAUGAUGAUAUUAGCAGGCUCCUGAAAUCUCUGCCCAACUGGAGCAACAUGGCUCAACCCAAGCAACUGCGACCCAAGAGAGAGGAGGAAGAAGACUUUAUCAGGGCUGCUUUCGGCAAAGAGUCAGAAGUUCUCAUUGGCAACCUGGGAGAUAAACUCAUCCCUCAACAGGAGAUCCUGCGGGACGUCAGUGACCUGAAGGCCUUGGCCAACAUGCAUGAGAGCCUGGAGUGGUUAGCAGGACGCACCAAGGCAGCCUUCUCCAACCUCUCAGCCACACAGACUGUGUCUCCUGGCCAGGAAAGUCAUGCCAGUAUGGAACAUCUUCCUGCAUCUGAACAGAUCCUGCAAACGCUGAGUGAGCUGGCCAGGUCUUUUCAAGAGAUGGCUGACCGCUGCCUGCUGGUUCUGCAUUUGGAAGUCAGAGUUCAUUGCUUCCACUACCUGAUCCCCCUGGCUAAACAAGGGAACUAUGCCAUCGUUGCCAACGUGGAGAGUAUGGACUAUGACCCCCUCGUGGUCCGGCUCAACAAGGACAUCAGUGCUAUCGAGGAAGCCAUGAGUGCCAGCUUACAGCAGCACAAGUUCCAGUACAUCCUUGCAGGUCUGGGCCACCUCAUUUCCUGCAUUCUUAUCAAUGGUGCCCACUACUUCAAGCGCAUCAGUGAAUCUGGCAUCAAGAAGAUGUGUAGGAACAUCUUCAUCCUCCAGCAAAACCUGACAAACAUCACCAUGUCACGUGAGGCUGACCUGGACUUUGCAAGGCAGUAUUAUGAGAUGCUGUACAACACAGCAGAUGAGCUGUUAAACCUCGUGGUGGAUCAAGGGGUGAAGUACACAGAGCUGGAAUACAUCUAUGCCCUGAAUUUACUUCACCGGAGCCAGACAGGUGUGGGAGACCAAACCACCCAGAACAUGAGGCUGCAGCGGUUGAAGGAGAUCAUUUGUGAGCAAGCUGCUAUCAAACAAGCCACCAAGGACAAGAAAAUCACCACCGUGUGA
This is a messenger RNA of Indicator indicator, 2931 nucleotides long. It is a transcript of the gene EXOC4, whose product is annotated as exocyst complex component 4. The transcript has 18 exons. The record is from RefSeq and is a predicted model, not a curated record. Gene Ontology annotation, biological process: Golgi to plasma membrane transport; chemical synaptic transmission; exocytosis. Bases 1 to 2931 code for a protein of 976 amino acids. Lineage: Eukaryota; Metazoa; Chordata; Aves; Piciformes; Indicatoridae. Gene Ontology annotation, cellular component: exocyst; growth cone membrane; synapse.